AUGGUGCAGAUGAUCAAUGACAUGGAUGAAUUGAAAGAGUUGUUAAGGGUUGCUGGGAGCAAGCUUGUGGUGGUGGAGUUCUCAGCAGCGUGGUGUGGCCCCUGUAAAAAGGUUGGCCCUAUUUUCCAGGCAAUGUCUUUAAAAUACCAAAACGUCAUGUUUGCUAAUGUGGACGUGGACUCCUCUAAGGAAUUGACUCAACUCUGUCAUAUCAAAGCAGUACCCACAUUUCAGAUGUUCAAGCACACCCAAAAGGUCACUCUAUUCUCAAGACUCAAAAGAACAUUGUGCUGUCUCAGAAGUGGAAUGGAGGAUGGGAAGAUUUUUGAACUUCAUGGAGCGGAUGUUAAAAAACUGGAAGAGAAGAUUCAAGAGCUGAUGUGAGCUGCCACCCAAAACCAAAUAUACCUGGGACAUUUCUAAAGUGUCAGCAAGUGUUUGGUGUUCUGAUUUCCAGCAUGCCCUGUCUCUUACUUUCUCUCCGUCUCUCUCCUGAUGUUUUGUGGGAAGAACUUGGCAUUACAGUCCUCCCAAGACCUGGAUUGAAACCAUUGCUGUAGCAGAAUUGUGUUACUUCCCGGGGCACGUUCCUUGGGUGAUGUUUUUGUGACCUUUGCAGCAGAGCCCAUAUGAAGCUAAGUAACAGCAGGUCACAAGGAUUUCCCAGAGAUAGCCAAAGUGCAGUUUUUCCCAUGAUGAACUUUGCCAUUCUUAGGUAUGCCAUUGUUGGGGUGAGCGGGGUGCUUCGUUUUGUCCUGUUUUGUUUUGUGUGGGGACCAAGAAUCAAGCUCAAGGCCUCACACAUGCUAAGCAAGGCCUCUUACCGUAGAACUACACCCACAGCCUGGGGGAUACUACUUGUCCCAGAUUGCUUUCUAUUGUGUGAUAAAACACCAAGACAACUUUGGAGCACACAGUCCUAAAUGGGAUGUCCUUAUCAAGCCCCUCCCCUCAAGGCUCAGGGAUGUAUGUGGAAGAUGAAUAGCUCCAAGGAAACUGUUUUUCAGACACAACAGGACUGAUGGACACACAUAGAGACUUACAGACACUGUAACCACACAUACAAGACCUGCACAGGGUCAAGCCAGACAAGGUUUCAGCAUUAAGGGGGAAGUAGGCACAGGCUCCCACCCCUAAAUGAGAAGGUAUCUGCAAUUGAUACCCACCAGCAAGAGGAAAGUCAGUUUUCACCAAUGGAGUCUCACUGGGAAUAUUAACCACACUUCAGGGCAGGGCCCAUGGCCAGGAGUAGUUGCCCAACAAGAAAUUAACUCAGCGGUAUUUGUGUAGACUUUUGUAUUAUUUUGAUUUGUUUAGGUUUGCUUUGUCUUAUUGGUCUUUUGAUUGUUAUUUUGAUUUCCCUUUUUGUAUUUUUUUUUUGGGUGGGGAGAGGGUGUUGUGUGUGUUUCUUGUGAGUUUUUGGGGGUUUUGUUGUUGUUGUUGUUUGUUUUAAAGAGAGAAAGAAAGAAACUGUAGAGAACAAAAAGGGAGGUAGGAGGAUCUGGGAGGAAUUGGGGGAGGGAAGAACAUCAUCAAGCUAUAUUGUAUGAAAAACACUUUUUCAAAACAUUAAAAAACAUUGAAGAUAAAAAAUAAAACACCAUGACCAAAAGCAACUUAGGAAGCAAAGGGUUUAUUUGGCUGAACAAACCACAGUCCAUCACUGAGGAAAGUCCAGGCAGGACCUCAAGGCCAAGCAGGAAGCUGAAGGCAAGAACAAAGCAGCCACCAAGGAGGAAUGUGCUUACCAGCCUGCAUCCCAUGGCUUACUCACCACAACAAAUGAAGAGGUGGGAAAGAUGGAGGAGUGGAGUGGGCUUUUUGUUGUUGUUUUUGUUUUUGUUUAAUUAAUAUUUUUAUUUUCUUUUGGUGGGGGGAUGCUGCAAGGGAGAAGGGCAGAUAUGGAGGGAUGGGAAAUGAGUGGAAUUGGGGUGCAUGAUGCGAAAUUCUCAAAGAAUCUAUUAAAAAUAUGCUAAAAAAUGAUAAGAGAAAAAAUUAGCAUAAGCACAUUAAUAUCUGUUAUCCCUAAAGCACAAGAAUAGAAUUCAUAAAGAGAACUGAAUGGGUCCUUCCUCACAUUGUACAACAAAAGCCAAUUUCUGGAAUCCCCACAUUCUAUACUGAUGCAAAUAAAUCACAAAAAGCAGGAUACAAAUCAGGAGACUUAAGUAAAGUGGUUCAAAGUCCAUACAACUCUGUACAAAAAGCAGAACUGUAUGCCAUUCUUAUGGUAUGAUGGACUUCACAGAACCCCUAAAUAUAGUCACUGACUCUCAAUAUGCAAAGAGAGUUGUUUUACAUAUUGAAACUGCUGAAUUUAUUCCUGAUAAUAAAAAAUUAACUUCACUAUUCAUACAAUUACAGGAAACCAUCAGAAAUAGGGAAUAUCCUAUAUAUAUAAAACACAUAUCAGACCCCAUAAGGGUCUGCCAGGACCUCUAGCACAAGGUAAUGAUGAGACUGAUCAGUUACUAAUAGGUAACAUGCUAGAAGCCUCAGAAUUUCAUAAGAAACACCGUGUAAAUAGCAAAGGUUUGAAGAAGGAUUUCUCCAUCACUUGGCAAUGAGCUAAGGAUAUUGUGAAAAAAAUGUCCUACCUGUCCCUUCUAUAACCAAACUCCAUUACCUGCAGGGAACAAUCCAAAAGGUAUACAAAGAAAUGAAAUUUGACAGAGGAUGUGUUUCAUUUAGCAGAAUUCGAAAGAUUAAAAUAUGUACACCACACCAUUGACACCUAUUCAGGAUUUCAAUGGGCAACUCCCAUGAGUUCUGAAAAGGUUGAUUCUGUGAUUACAUAUCUAUUAGAAGUUAUGGCCAUCAUGGGAAUACCUGUACAAAUUAAGACAGACAAUGCCCCAGCAUAUGUCUCAAAUAAAACGAGACAGUUUUUUGCUUAUUACAAUAUAAAGCAUGUUGCAGGUAUACCACACAAUCCUACAGGGAAAGUAGUCAUAGAAAGACCCAAUCAAACUUUAAAGGAUAUGCUAAAUAAACAGUAACAAGUAACAAAGACUCCUAGAAAUAGAUUGCAUAAUGCUUUACUAACCUUGAAUUUUCUCAAUGCUGAUGAGAAAGGAACAACAGCUGUGGAGAGACAUUGGACGACAGACAAAACUCCUGAGCUAAAACAACCAGUUUAUUUCAAAGAUGUGUUGACCUCAGAAUGGAAACCUGGAUAUGUCCUACAUUGGGGAAGGGGUUUUGCUUUUGUUUCUGUAGGAGAAGAAAAGCUAUGGAUACCAACAAAACUAAUAAAAAUUUGAUUUGAACAAGAGAAACCCCUUGAUGAGGAGAAGUAAAAGCUCAUCCACCAAUAUGAUGUCUCUACAAGUUGUAAGAAAAACUUAACAGAUAAGGGUUGGGGCAGGGUUCUGUUUUCUGUCUUUACAGGAUAAUAGAAACACCCAUCUUCCAGAAAUCAUAAGGCCUUGGAUAUCCAGACAUAUACAACAGAAGGAAAGAAUCUAUUGGUACCAAUAUAUUCUACUGGGUAAUACCUCACUGCCUAACGCCAAUAUCUCUUUAACUCUAGAAUAGUUGUAGUCUCAAUUCAAUUAUAAAUCAAGCUGGCUUUGGAGUUGGAAUUUAGCUCUCUCCUUCUCUAAACCCAAUCAUAUUAAAAAUUAGGAGAUUCUGUCUCAUAUUUGAAGAGCCAACUGGUGUGAGACAGAAGAAAACCAAUAAUUUAGGGACCACUGUCAUCUAGACUCUAUGUCUUUCUAUGCUUUUCCUUGCCUUUGAAGAAUUCCAUCUCUAUCCAGUAUAAAUCCAAAACUUUCCAUCUUGAUAUUGAAAAUGUUCACGUUUUCCACAGUAAAAAAAUAAGUCUUUUCCAAUAGCAAUCUCUGAAGUCUCCAAAAGGAAGAUGGGGCCCCAUAACAAUGACUCUACCCAAUACAGAAUGAUGCCAUGGUAUUCAUAAAUAUUACUCAAUGAUCAACCUUGAACUGAAAACUCUCCAAGAUAGUUCCAUGAUAAGAUGGCCCAUCAUACUAUACUUCUAGCCAGAAUCUCAGACAACCUUAACUCUGAGACUAGCUACAGAAUCUACAGUUAGUCCAACUGAGACCUAACUAUCUGAGCUUUCUUAUAGGACCCCACAGAGAUACCAUUGCCCCAUAAACAGCAGAAAGCAAUUCUAAGGAAACGACGUCCUUUUUCUCAAAGGUUUCAUGUUUCUCAGGGUUAUGGAUAAUGAUUAUAGGGUUGAGGAUGGAAGAAAAUAUUGGACUUGGUGUUCUCCUUA
This is a messenger RNA of Peromyscus californicus insignis, 4246 nucleotides long. It is a transcript of the gene Txndc8, whose product is annotated as thioredoxin domain containing 8. NCBI's taxonomy places the organism in Eukaryota, Metazoa, Chordata, Mammalia, Rodentia, Cricetidae. The record is from RefSeq and is a predicted model, not a curated record. The transcript has 6 exons. Bases 1 to 384 code for a protein of 127 amino acids.